This is a messenger RNA of Penicillium diatomitis, 1101 nucleotides long. Its product is annotated as sugar phosphate isomerase/epimerase family protein. The record is from RefSeq and is a predicted model, not a curated record. Lineage: Eukaryota; Fungi; Ascomycota; Eurotiomycetes; Eurotiales; Aspergillaceae. The coding region runs from base 1 to 1101 and encodes 366 amino acids. The transcript has a single exon.
AUGGCUGAUGAAUUAGGUCCAUCGGCUCAUCCAACAUCCAUGUCCGAUCUUCCCACACCCCCAGCGGAGCCAGAUCCGAGAUGGACACCAGCCAUCGCGACUGUCAGUCUGGGCACGGCCGAGUUCCACACUCUCCCGGCCAAGAUUGAAGCGGCCGCUCAGAAUGGCCAACGGGGGUUGGAACUCUUCCAUGAUGAUCUCGCCCAGUUUGCCAAAUCGCUGCGUGCUUCAUCGGGUUCUCAAGCGGCAGCUCGCACCGACCGCGACUUUGAGAUUGAUGCUGCGCAUGCAAUCCGCGAGCUGUGCGAGCAAAAGGGGCUUCAGGUUCUGGCGCUCCAACCAUUCCGACAAUUCGAGGGCCUCUUGAACGCCGUUGAGCAUGCGAACCGCAUCGAGGAGCUGAAGCACUGGACAAACCUUUGUCUCAUUCUCGGGGAGGACCUGUUCAUCCUCAUUCCGUCAUCUUUCCUCGAUGCUUCCCAGAUCACGGGUGACCGAGAUCGUCUGGUAUCGGACCUCGCCGAAGCCGCAGACGUGGUCUUCCCCGUACGGAUCGCCUACGAAGCCCUUGCUUGGGGAACCUACAUCAAUACCUGGGAAGACAGCUGGGAGAUCGUGAAACGAGCCAACCGGCCCAAUCUCGGCAUCUGUCUCGACACCUUCAAUAUCGCCGCGCGGAUCUGGGCAGACCCAACCAGUCCCACGGGACGCUUGCAAGCCCACGCAGACACCGACUUGACCGAGUCCAUGCACAGACUGGUCCGGGAGGUUGAUCCCGAUCGCGUCUGGAUGGUUCAGCUGGCCGACGGGGAACGGGUAGAUCCGCAGGCGCCGUUCCUGCAGGUGCCAGGAAUGCCCAAGUUGCUGUCGUGGUCCCGAAAUGCUCGUCUGUUUCCCUGUGAAGAAGAGCGCGGUGGAUAUCUCCCCAUCCGACAGGUGACGGAUGCUUGUCUGUCAAGAUUGGGUUACACUGGCUGGGUGAGUAUGGAGGUGUUUUCACGGUCGACCAUGGAAGCUCAGCCAUCGGUCCCAAACGAUCAUGCGGCGAGAGCGGCGAGAUCGUGGCGGCGAAUGUUGCAACAGUUGGACUCGGAGAAAUGA